This is a messenger RNA of Salvia splendens (bonfire salvia), 1704 nucleotides long. RefSeq lists its product as uncharacterized. NCBI's taxonomy places the organism in Eukaryota, Viridiplantae, Streptophyta, Magnoliopsida, Lamiales, Lamiaceae. The transcript has a single exon. The record is from RefSeq and is a predicted model, not a curated record. Bases 1 to 1704 code for a protein of 567 amino acids.
AUGCAACAACCGCGGUUUGAUGGUACUGAUGCGGCUAAUUGGAUUUCACGGGUUCAAUAUUAUUUUGAGCACUUGUUGAUGCCGGAGGACCACAGAUUGCAUUACGUGGUGAUGUUCUUCGAUCCGCCAGCCUCGGAAUGGGUGUUCAACUAUCGCGCAAACAACCCCAACGCACAAUGGAAGGAAUUUUUGGAGGAUAUGCGUCGGCGUUUCGAUCCUCAGUAUUUUCAGAACUUCAUCGGCCUUAUUGCGAAGUUGUGCCAGUCUGGAUCGCUGGCGAAGUACCACACGACGUUUGAAACGAUGCUCAAUCGUGUACGUGGGGUCCCGGAAUAUAUUUUGCUGCCUAUUUAUGUGGAGGGACUUCAACAGCCAGUGAAGAACCAGGUCAAACACCAGAACCCACCCUCCGUGGUGGCAGCUAUGGCAUUGGCAACUGAAUAUGACUCAACGGUGGAUCGGCAGACAGCACCUGCAGGCGGUCAGCGCCGAGCUUGGCAGAACCACGAUCAGCGGCAAUUCACAACCCCGCAGCAGCCACUGGCGUUGCCGGCGCCGCCUCUGAAUCGUCUAGCCCAGUCAAAAGGGCAGGAAUACUCCAAGAUGCCGGUGGUGUGGCUGACCGCAGCGGAGCGUGCGGAGCGCUCUAAGCAAGGGCUUUGUUGGUGGUGCCCGGAGAAGUGGGUUGCGGGCCACUCUUGCCGGGGCAGAUUUCUGGUGUACAUGGGAGCUGAUAUGGACUCGGAUGAGGAGGAUGAUGAUCAGGAGGGGCUGCCAGAGACGCCGGUUAUUUCCGCGGACCUGUCCCACAUUUACACCCUGGAUGGCAGACAAUGGGAGGAGGAUAUUGAGUUGAGGGGUGUGAUUGGAGACUUGCAUGUGCGCAUUCUAGUGGAUACGGGGAGCUCCCACAACUUCUUGCAUCCUAAAGUGGCGGAGAAAUUAGCAUUGCCCCUACAGCAGAUUCGACCGUUUCGCAUUUACGUCGGUAACGGUGCGUCAUUACUUUGUACUCAUGCUUCCAUACAAACUAGGGUGGUGAUUCAAAAGCAUAUUUUUCUGGUUGACUUACACAUUCUUCUCGUGCAUGGUCCUGAGGUGAUAUUGGGGAGGGUUUGGCUUAAACAGAUGCGCAGAGUGACCAGUGAUUAUAUCGACGGAACGUUGGAGUUCCUACGGAAUGGGCGACUCGUCUGCCUCAAGCUCGUUCCGCCUUCAGCAGAGGAGGUGUCGCUGAAAACGUUUGCUUCCCUCCUAACACUGCAGGGUCAAGCGGAGUUGUUUGAGUUGGUGCAGCUUCCGGCAGCAGAGCCCGGGGAAAUGCCGGCAGAUGAGGAGUUGGUAUUUCCGCCGGGACUGCCGGACGAGAUCCGCAGUGUGCUUGAAUACCACAGGGACGUUUUCGGGCUGCCAUCGGGGGUUCCUCCUAUACGGAAAUUCGACCACAAGAUCCACCUGUUGCCAAAUGCGAAGCCGGUCAAUGUGCGGCCCUACAGAUACCCGUACUUCCAGAAGAAUGAGAUCGAGAAGCAGGUGAAAGACAUGUUGGAGUCAGGAAUCAUUCGACCGAGUCAGAGUCCGUUCUCUUCGCCGGUGCUCCUUAUCAGAAAGAAUGAUGGCUCUUUCCGUUUUUGCAUUGACUACAGAGCCCUGAAUGCGGUCACAGUCCCUAAUCAUUUCCCGAUCCCGACGUUUUUGCAUUGA